Symbiodinium sp. CCMP2456 is the source of this 1368-nucleotide messenger RNA. Lineage: Eukaryota; Dinophyceae; Suessiales; Symbiodiniaceae. The record is from the annotation of a GenBank genome assembly.
AUGUGGCUCACAGGACAUGGCGUAAGCCAUCGGGUGUCGCCUGAGGCAAUACCGCCGCGAGUCGGUUGCCUCAGGUUUUCAAUGAAGCAAAGCGCCCUGCUGGGCCUGCUUGGGAUCGCCCUGCUCCUGCCAUGUGCAACGGCGAGGAAGCUGGGCUCCACAAGCUCUGCCCUGCAAGCCUCCGGCUUAGCACGUGGUCACGAGGGGGCACGCGGUCCCCUAGACCUCGAUGCACUGGAGGUGUCAGUUCUCCGGCUCACCAAUUCGAGCGAAAGUUCGAGGUCAUACCUCAAACCGAUGAUCGACAGUAUCCGGACGAUGCUCGAGAAGGAGCUGAUGCCAGAUAUCUCCAGGCAGUACAGCCUUGCACAGAAGAUGUUGGACGAUGCGGCCAAAGGCUUCGCCGCAUGCAAGGAGCCGUGGAAUGCCACGCAGGUGGGGGAAGUCCGGGAGCAGCACCAGAACUGCCGGAAGGAAGAGAGCAGCCUCGUCGUUGAUGCGAAUGACACCUGCGACGACGCUCAAGUCCUUGCGGAAGUCAAAGUACAGAAGUGCGAGAAAAUGAAAGGUGUCGAUGCAUACCCGCCGGAGGCCCCUGCAGUUUGUGACAAGGACUCGAGCGACGUGUCCUACGAGGUGCAUGCUAGGCGUGUCCGGAACUUCUACAUGCAGAAAGUUCAUGAGUGGGUCAUGGCAGAGGAGGAGUGCACUAAUGCUACGCAGAAGGCAACUGCAAGAAGCAAGACCUGCAAAGUUCGCAACGACGGCUGGAAAGACAAGCGCCAAUCUUGCAAUGCCAUCCAGAGGAUGCUGGACAUGGAGGCCUGCGAUGCCUGGACGGAGUACUACCACUGCUCGCAGAACAACUCUUGUCUCCUGGAGGCGACCAAUGCUUUUGUGGAUGCCAAUGGCACUGCGACUGCCAUGCAGCGAUCCAUUGUGUUGCAGUGGAGGGCCAUGAAACGCAUCGAAUGCCUGCUGGAUGCUCUGGAGAACAAUAGACAAGCGGAUGAUCUCAGCAAUGCCAUCACCGAGUGCAGGAACAAAGUGCACAGCACGACCUCUUGGGCCUUGACUUAUCCAUACUACAAGGCGGCGGCGUGGGCCUGCGCAGAUGCGGCCCCGCGUGGUUACCGCCAAAAGGUGCGUUUCCUGGCUACUUCGCUGAAGCGACCGGAGAAUUCCCAGUUGCUGCGGCGGCUGCUCGAGGGAGAGGUUCCUUGUCGUGAAGUUGUUCUUUGGCCCGAGGAGGAGUUCCUAGGCGAGGCACAGAAGAAACAGCGCCUGAAAGAUCGAGAAGACGCCUUGGCGGAGAUCCUCCUGAAGGCUAAGCCUUUUGAACUAUGCGGGGCCUUGCCGGCCUUGUGA